AUGUCUGCCUCCUCGUACAACAGUCAAGCGGGAACAUGGCAGGAGCGUCUGGAAGACGCCUGCCGCGAGGCAAACAUUCUCCCACCGGUAUUCCAGAUCGUUUCUGAUCGACGUGGCGGCCGUACCGCCUGGUCCAGCCGAGUCACCGUCCACGGACGCACCCUCUCCGCACGAUUUUGGUACGACGGCAAGAACCUCAACAAUGCGAAAGAAGACGCCGCCGAAAUGGCACUCAACUACCUCACUGGAUCGAACCCCAGCUCGCCAGCCAACAGCAGAGGAAGCUGGUGA
Messenger RNA from Colletotrichum siamense, 291 nucleotides. RefSeq lists its product as uncharacterized. Lineage: Eukaryota; Fungi; Ascomycota; Sordariomycetes; Glomerellales; Glomerellaceae. The transcript is spliced from 3 exons. The record is from RefSeq and is a predicted model, not a curated record. Bases 1 to 291 code for a protein of 96 amino acids.